Messenger RNA from Tachyglossus aculeatus (Australian echidna), 5380 nucleotides. RefSeq names its product lysine demethylase 3B (gene KDM3B). Gene Ontology annotation, molecular function: histone H3K9 demethylase activity; transcription coregulator activity; chromatin DNA binding. The coding region runs from base 39 to 5258 and encodes 1739 amino acids. Lineage: Eukaryota; Metazoa; Chordata; Mammalia; Monotremata; Tachyglossidae. The record is from RefSeq and is a predicted model, not a curated record. The transcript is spliced from 24 exons. Gene Ontology annotation, biological process: regulation of transcription by RNA polymerase II. Gene Ontology annotation, cellular component: histone deacetylase complex; chromatin.
GUUGGUUGGGCCGUUGUUCGGCUCGUCGGGCCCCGGCCAUGGCGGACGCGGCGGCCUCCCCGGUGGGGAAGCGCCUGCUGCUGCUGCUGGCGGAGGCGGCGGCGGGGGGCCCGGCGGCGGGGGGCCCACCGGCGGGGGGCCCACCGGCGGGGAGCCCGUCAUCGGUGGCGGGGCCCCCGGUGCCCGGGCCCGGGCCGUGGCCGCGGCGCGGGUCGUGGCGGGCCGGGACGGUGCGGGCCAUGAGCGGGGCGGUGCCCCAGGACCUGGCGAUCUUCGUGGAGUUCGACGGUUGCAACUGGAAGCAGCACUCCUGGGUGAAGGUCCACGCCGAAGAGGUGAUCGUUCUGCUGCUGGAGGGCUCCCUUGUCUGGGUCCCCCGGAAAGACCCCUUCCUGCUGCAGGGGACGAGGGUCUCCAUCCCGCAGUGGCCCGCCCUGACCUUCACCCCUUUGGUGGAUAAGCUGGGUCUGGGUUCGGUGGUUCCGGUGGAAUUCCUUCUCGAUCGAGAGCUCAGGUUCCUGUCGGAUGCCAGUGGGCUGCGUCUGUUCCAGAUGGGGACGGAGAGCCAGAACCAGAUUCUGCUGGAGCAGGCGGCGCUCAGAGAGACGGUCAACGCGCUCAUCAGCGACCAGAAGCUGCAGGAGAUCUUCAGUAGAGGUCCGUACAGCGUUCAAGGCCAGAGGGUGAAGGUCUACCAGCCGGAGGGCGAAGAGAGCUGGCUGGGCGGCGUGGUCAGCCACCAGGACCCCAUCACCCGGCUCAUGGACGUGUCCGUGUCCGAGACUGGCGAGAUCAAGUCGGUGGAUCCCAGGCUGAUACACGUGAUGCUGAUGGACAACUCCUCCGCCCCUCAGAACGAGGGGAGCGCCCUGAAAGCGGCCAAGCACUCCAAGGGGAAGAAGAAGAGAGAGAGCGUGGAGGUCAAGGACAGCCGGCGGAGGAAGGGCGGCCCGGAGGCCCCCUGCGACCCGGCCACCAAGAGGCUGAAGGGCGAGAGGGGCGAGGCGGACAGCAACGGGGGCGACGGGGGCGAGGUCAGCAGGGGGGCCUGGAAGGGGCCCGCCGCCGGAGGGGACCCCGACCACAGGACCAAGCCGCCGCCGCCGCCUCCCUUCGUCCCCCCGCUCAACCGGAACAUCCGCUUCGCCACCUACACCAAAGAGAACGGCCGGACCCUGGUGGUCCAGGACGAGCCCCUGGGCGGGGACGAGGCCGGGCCCUACCCCCCGUACCCUCCGGCCGCCGCGCAGGCCCCCCCGGGCUCGGACGCCGGGGGCCCGGGCGGCAAAGAGGCGGGCAAGGCCCCGGAGCCGGUUGGUCCCGGGGCGGCCGCCCCCGCCCCGACCACGGUGAGGAUCUCGGAUUCGGGCCUGGCGACGGUCGGCGGACAGGAGAAGCAGAAGGCGGCACGGACGCAGGCGCCGGGGGAGAAUCCCCGGAACUCCCUCCCGGCGCCCUCCGGGUUGGGAGCGACGCUGGCGAGCCCGUCCCCACCCCUGGCCUUCAGCGGCGGGAGGAGCCAGUCGAACGGGGUCCCGGCGGUCGAGGGCAAGGCGGCGGGGGCGUUCGCCUUCGGCGGCGGCCCCCCGGAGGCCCCCAAGGACGCCCCCCUGUCCAAGAACCUGUUCUUUCAGUGCAUGUCCCAGGCGCUGCCCUCCAGUAACUACUUCACCACCAUCUCCGAGAGCCUGGCCGAGGAGCCCCCGGCCCGCGCCGCCUUCAAGCAGGGCCCGGGGGCCGCGGACCCCAAGGCCGGGCCCGCCCCGGACCGGAAGGCGCCAGCCGAGGCCAUGCCCACCCUGACGCCGGCCUUCCCCCGGAGCCUCCUGGCCCCCCGGCCCCCGGAGGGCCACGAGAACCUGUUCCUCCAGCCGCCGAAACUGUCCCGCGAGGAGCCCUCCAACCCGUUCCUGGCCUUCGCCGACAAGGCCGACCCCGGCCCCUUCGGGGGCUUCGCCCCUCCGGCCGCCGGGGGCCCCAAGGCGGCCCCGGGCUGGCCCGACCCCCCGGCCGCGGACCCGGCCGCCCUGGCCAAGAAGAAGACCCUGUUCAUCGCCACCGACCCCUCCAGGCCGGGCCCCGGGGCCCCGGGCCCGGGCGGGGUCCCCGGCCUGUCCGCCGUGGGCAACGGGCGGUCGGCCUCGCCCCCGGGCGGCCUGACGCAGCCCAUCGAGAUGCCCACCCUGGCGUCCAGCCCGACGGAGGAGAAGCCGGCGGUCGGGCCCGGCCAGCAGGACAACCCGCUGCUGAAGACCUUCGCCGGCGCGUUCGGCCGGCCGGCGGGAGGCUUCGGGGCGGAGGGCCGGGCGGCCCCCUUCGAGGCGGUCAAGCGGUUCUCCCUGGACGAGCGCAGCCUGACGUCCAAGCCGGAUUCGGACUCGAGCACCAACAGCGACCUGUCGGACAUGAGCGACUCGGAGGAGCAGCUGCAGCAGCAGGCCAAGGCCGGCCUCAAGGGCGUCCCGGACCACCUCAUGGGCAAGCUGGGCGCCCACGGGGACCGCCGGGCCGCCGACCUCCUGCUGGGCAAGGGGAAGGGGAAGACCGCGCCCAAGGGCCGCCCGCGCACGGCCCCCCUCAAAGUGGGGCAGUCGGUGCUGAAGGACAUGAGCAAGGUGCGGAAGCUGAAGCAGUCGGGCGAGCCCUUCCUCCAGGACGGGUCCUGCAUCAACGUGGCCCCUCACCUGCACAAAUGCCGCGAGUGUCGCCUGGAACGCUACCGCAAGUUCAAGGAGCAGGAGCAGGACGACUCCACCGUGGCCUGUCGCUUCUUCCACUUCCGCAGGCUCAUCUUCACCCGGAAGGGCAUCCUCCGCGUGGAAGGGUUCCUGAGCCCCCAGCAGAGCGACCCUGACGCCAUGAACCUGUGGAUUCCGUCUUCCUCCCUGGCCGAGGGCAUCGACCUGGAGACCUCCAAGUAUAUCCUGGCCAACGUCGGGGACCAGUUCUGCCAGCUGGUGAUGUCGGAGAAGGAGGCCAUGAUGAUGGUGGAGCCCCAUCAGAAAGUGGCGUGGAAGCGAGCCGUCCGCGGGGUCCGCGAGAUGUGCGACGUGUGCGAGACCACCCUCUUCAACAUCCACUGGGUGUGUCGCAAGUGCGGGUUCGGCGUCUGCCUGGACUGUUACCGGCUCCGGAAGAGCCGCCCCCGCAGCGAGACAGAGGAGAUCGGGGACGAAGAGGUUUUCUCGUGGCUGAAGUGUGCCAAGGGCCAGCCCCACGAACCCGAGACCCUUAUGCCCACGCAGAUCAUUCCUGGCACAGCUCUUUACAACAUCGGAGACAUGGUACACGCGGCCCGGGGCAAGUGGGGGAUUAAAGCUAACUGCCCUUGUAUUAAUCGGCAGAACAAAUCCGUGCUGAGACCCGCCGUCACCAACGGGAUGGCCCAGCUUCCCAGCAUAAACCCCGCCACCUCCUCUUCCGGGAACGAAGCCCCCUUCUCCGGCGGAGGCGGUGGGGCGGCGGCGCCGGGGGGGACGGGGACGGCCCCGCCGGAAGCCGACCACCUCCCCAAACCCGACGCCCCCGCCGAAGAGGCGCUCAAGACAGAGGCGGCGGCGGCGGCCACGAGCGGCGGCGAGACCAAGGCCGCCAGGCCGCUGUCCGCCGAGACCCCACCCCCGCCCUCUUCCGCCUUGCACUGGCUGGCCGACUUGGCGACGCAGAAGGCCAAGGAAGAGACGAAAGAAGCCGGGUCCCUGAGGUCAGUGCUCAGUAAAGAAUCCCACUCCGCCUUCGGUCUGGACUCAUUCAGCCCCACCGCCAAGGUGUCUCUGUUAACCCCCAAGCUGUUCAACAGCCUGCUCCUGGGCCCCGCCGCCUCGGCUAACAAGGCGGAGGGCUCCAGCCUCCGAGACCUGCUGCACUCCGGCCCCGGGAAGCUCCCGCAGGCCCCUCUCGACACGGGCAUCCCCUUCCCGCCCGUCUUCUCCGCGUCCUCGGCGGGGGUGAAGAGCAAAGCCAGCCUGCCCAACUUCCUGGACCACAUCAUCGCCUCGGUGGUGGAGAACAAGAAGACGUCGGACGCGGCCAAGAGGGCCAGCAGCCUGACGGACACCCAGAGGGAGGUGAAGGAGAUGGUGAUGGGGCUGAACGUGCUGGACCCCCACACUUCCCACUCGUGGCUCUGCGACGGCCGGCUCCUUUGCCUCCACGACCCCAGCAACAAGAACAACUGGAAAAUCUUCCGGGAAUGCUGGAAGCAGGGCCAGCCGGUCCUGGUGUCGGGCGUCCACAAGAAGCUCAAGUCGGAACUCUGGAAGCCGGAAGCCUUCAGCCUGGAAUUCGGGGACCAGGACGUCGACCUCGUCAACUGCAGGAACUGCGCCAUCAUUUCCGACGUGAAAGUGCGGGACUUCUGGGAUGGGUUCGAGAUCAUUUCCAAGCGGCUCCGGUCGGAAGACGGGCAGCCGAUGGUCCUGAAGCUGAAGGACUGGCCGCCCGGGGAGGACUUCCGGGACAUGAUGCCCACCAGGUUUGAAGACCUGAUGGAGAACCUCCCUCUCCCAGAAUACACCAAGCGAGACGGCCGGCUGAACCUGGCCUCCAGGCUGCCCAGCUACUUCGUCCGGCCCGACCUGGGGCCCAAGAUGUACAACGCCUACGGCUUAAUAACGGCAGAGGAUCGGCGAGUGGGCACCACCAAUCUGCACCUGGACGUGUCGGACGCGGUUAACGUCAUGGUGUACGUCGGCAUCCCCGUCGGCGAGGGGGCCCACGACGAGGAGGUCCUAAAGACGAUCGACGAAGGGGAUGCGGACGAGGUGACGAAACAGCGGAUCCAUGAGGGGAAGGAGAAGCCUGGGGCCCUGUGGCAUAUCUAUGCGGCGAAGGAUGCGGAAAAGAUCCGGGAGCUGCUGAGAAAGGUGGGAGAGGAGCAGGGCCAGGAAAAUCCUCCCGACCACGAUCCGAUCCACGACCAGAGCUGGUACCUGGACCAGACUUUGCGUAAGCGCCUCUACGAGGAUUACGGCGUGCAGGGCUGGGCCAUCGUGCAGUUCCUGGGAGACGCCGUCUUUAUCCCCGCCGGAGCCCCCCACCAGGUUCACAAUCUGUACAGUUGCAUCAAGGUGGCGGAAGAUUUUGUAUCCCCCGAACACGUAAAGCACUGCUUCCGCCUGACCCAGGAGUUCAGGCACCUGUCCAAUACUCACACGAACCACGAGGAUAAGCUGCAGGUCAAGAACAUCAUUUACCACGCGGUCAAGGACGCCGUCGGCACACUGAAGGCUCACGAAUCCAAACUGGCACGGUCGUAGGAGCGGCCAGUCGGACCCCCGCCCCUUGUGAAGCAGGCCUUUCACUCACAGCCCCGCCAGGGAGCCGCCCGGGGGUCUCUGCUGGAGCAGAGCCGCCCCCGCCCCCUCCGCCCCCCUCACCC